AUGGAUCAUUCCUCCUUCAGCGGCGCGCCCCGAUUCCUGACCCGGCCCAAGGCCUUCGUGGUGUCGGUGGGUAAGGACGCCACACUGAGCUGCCAGAUCGUGGGCAACCCCACGCCGCAGGUGAGCUGGGAGAAGGACCGGCAGCCGGUGGAGGCGGGCGCUCGCUUCCGCCUGGCCCAGGACGACGACCAGUACCGCCUCACCAUCCUGGACCUGGCGCUGGGCGACAGCGGGCAGUACGUGUGCCGCGCGCGGAACGCCAUCGGCGAGGCCUUCGCCGCCGUGGGCCUGCAGGUGAACGCCGAGGCGGCGUGCGCGGAGCAGGCGCCCCACUUCCUGCUGCGGCCCACGUCCAUCCGCGUGCGCGAGGGCGCCGAGGCCACCUUCCGCUGCCGCGUGCGCGGCUCGCCGCCCAUGGCCGUGAGCUGGAACAAGGACGGCAGGCGCCUGGGCUCGCCGGACGCCCCUCGGGUGAGCGUGGAGGCCAGCGGCGAGGCGAGCGCGCUGCGCAUCCAGGCCGCGCGGCCGCGCGACGGCGGCACCUACACGGUGCGCGCCGAGAACCCGCUGGGCACGGCCAGCGCCGCCGCCGCGCUCACGGUGGACGCGGACGUGGAAGCGGCAGGCCCGCCCGGCGCCUCCACCGCCGCCCUCCUGGCGCACCUGCAGCGGCGGCGCGAGGCCAUGCGGGCCGAGGGGGCCCCCGCCUCGCCGCCCGGCGCGGGCACUCGCACCUGCACCGUGACCGAGGGCAAGCACGCGCGCCUCAGCUGCUACGUGACGGGCGAGCCCAAGCCCGAGACGGUGUGGAAGAAGGACGGGCAGCUGGUGGCCGAGGGCCGGCGACACCUGGUGUACGAGGACGCGCAGGAGAACUUUGUGCUCAAGAUCCUCUUCUGCAAGCAGUCGGACCGUGGCCUCUACACGUGCACAGCGUCCAACCUCGUGGGCCAGACCUACAGCUCCGUGCUGGUCGUGGUGCGAGAGCCCACAGUGCCCUUCAAGACGAGGCUGCAGGACCUGGAGGUGCAGGAGAAGGGGUCGGCCACGUUCCAGUGUGAGGUGCCGCUGCCGACCACGGAGGCCGUGUGGUACAAGGAAGAGACACGGCUGUGGGCCAGCGCCAAGUACGCCAUCGAGGAGGCGGGCACAGAGCGCCGGCUCACCGUCCACAACGCUUCCACUGACGAUGACGCGGUGUACAUCUGCGAGAUGGCCGAGGGCAGCCGCACGGUGGCCGAGCUUGCAGUACAAGGCAACCUCAUCCGAAAGCUCCCGAGAAAGACAGUGGUGCGAGUGGGGGACACUGCCCUGUUCUGCGUAGAGCUGGCCAGGCCAGAGGGCCCGAUCCACUGGCUUCGGAACCAUGAGGAGGUGGUGGCUGGGGGCCGAGUAGCCAUCACCACCGAAGGCACAUGCCACACGCUGACCAUCUCCCAGUGCAGCCUGGAGGAUGUGGGUGAGGUGGCCUUUGUGGCUGGGGACUGCCGGACGUCCACCCAGUUCUUGGUGUCAGCCCCCAGGAAGCCACCACCACACCCCCCCGAGGCCCCUGUGGUGAAGGCCAAGACAGAGAGUUCCGUGACUCUCAGCUGGUCCCCACCACCCCAUGGGGACCGCCCCGUCACCAUCGAUGGCUACGUGGUGGAGAAGAAGCGAUUGGGCACCUACACCUGGAGCCGGUGCCAUGCGGCCGAGUGGGUGGCCACACCUGAGCUGACUGUGGACGGUGUGGCUGAGGAGGGGGACUUCCAGUUCCGGGUGUCAGCUGUAAACGGCUUUGGCCAGAGCUCCUACCUUGAGUUCCCGGGGACUGUCCACCUGGCACCCCAGCUGGCUGUGAAGACGCCUCUGAAGGCAGUGGAGGCGGUGGAGGGCAGUGAGGUGACCUUCUCCGUGGACCUCACUUUGGUCUCUGCGGGCGAAUGGUUCCUGGAUGGGCAGGCCCUGAAGGCCAGCAACACGUAUGUGAUCCGCUGCGAGGGCACGCGGCACGUCCUCACCAUCCGCUCAGUACCCGCCAGCCUGCAUGGUGCUGAGCUCAAGUUCGUGGCCAAUGGCAUCGAGAGCAGCAUCCGCAUGGAGGUCCGAGGUAGCCCAGGGCUGACCACCAAGCGUCCAACGGAAGUUCGGGAGGUGCUGGCCCGGCUACACGAGGAGGCACAGCUCCUGGCGGAGCUGUCAGACCAGGCCACAGCUGUAACGUGGCUCAAGGACGGCCGAGCACUGCCCCCAGGCCCCAAGUACAAGGUGCAGGCUUCAGCAGGACAGCGGGCGCUGCUGGUGCGGGAUGUGGCGCGGGACGACGCUGGCCUGUACGAGUGUGUCAGCCGUGGGGGCCGUAUCGCCUACCACCUGUCAGUUCAAGGACUGACACCUUUUCUGCACAAGGACUCGGCGGGUGGCUGCGUGGACACGGUGGCCGGGGGUCCGGCCCACUUUGAGUGCGAGACUGCGGAGGCCCAUGUGCCCGUGCGCUGGUUCAAGGAUGGCUUGGAGCUCGGCCACUCCUGCUCCCACUUCUCGCAGGAGGAUGUGGGCACACGGCAUCGACUGGUGGCCAACUCAGUCACCAGGCAAGACGAGGGCACCUAUUCAUGCCGCGUGGGCGAGCACUCGGUGGAUUUCCAGCUGCGUGUCUGUGAGCCCAAGGUGGUGUUUGCCAAGGAGCAGUCGGCACACAGCGAGGUGAAGGCCAUGGCCGGGGCCAGUGCCACGCUGAGCUGCGAGGUGGCCCAGGCCCAGACGCAGGUGACAUGGUACAAGGAUGGCAAGAAGCUGAGUGGGAGCUCGAAAGUGCGCGUGGAGGCCACGGGCUGCACCCGGCGGCUGGUGCUGCAGCAGGCGGCGAAGGGGGACAGCGGGGAGUACAUCUGCGAGGCCGGGGGCCAGAGGGUCACCUUCCAUCUGGAUGUCCCAGAGCCCACGGUGGUGUUUGCCAAGGAGCAGUCGGCACACAGCGAGGUGAAGGCCACGGCCGGGGCCAGUGCCACCCUGAGCUGCGAGGUGGCCCAGGCCCAGACGCAGGUGACAUGGUACAAGGAUGGCAAGAAGCUGAGUGGGAGCUCAAAAGUGCGCGUGGAGGCCACGGGCUGCACCCGGCGGCUGGUGCUGCAGCAGGCGGCGAAGGGGGACAGCGGGGAGUACAGCUGCGAGGCCGGGGGCCAGAGGGUCACCUUCCAUGUGGAUGUCACAGAGCCCACGGUGGUGUUUGCCAAGGAGCAGUCGGCACACAGCGAGGUGAAGGCCACGGCCGGGGCCAGUGCCACGCUGAGCUGCGAGGUGGCCCAGGCCCAGACGCAGGUGACAUGGUACAAGGAUGGCAAGAAGCUGAGUGGGAGCUCAAAAGUGCGCGUGGAGGCCACGGGCUGUACCCGGCGGCUGGUGCUGCAGCAGGCGGCGAAGGGGGACAGCGGGGAGUACAUCUGCGAGGCCGGGGGCCAGAGGGUCACCUUCCAUCUGGAUGUCCCAGAACCCACGGUGGUGUUUGCCAAGGAGCAGUCAGCACACAGCGAGGUGAAGGCCAUGGCCGGGGCCAGUGCCACGCUGAGUUGCGAGGUGGCCCAGGCCCAGACGGAGGUGACGUGGUACAAGGAUGGCAAGAAGCUGAGUGGGAGCUCGAAAGUGCGUGUAGAGGCCACAGGCUGCACCCGGCGGCUGGUGCUGCAGCAGGCGGCGAAGGGGGACAGCGGGGAGUACAUCUGCGAGGCCGGGGGCCAGAGGGUCGCCUUCCAUCUGGAUGUCCCAGAGCCCACGGUGGUGUUUGCCAAGGAGCAGUCAGCACACAGCGAGGUGAAGGCCACGGCCGGGGCCAGUGCCACGCUGAGUUGCGAGGUGGCCCAGGCCCAGACGCAGGUGACGUGGUACAAGGAUGGCAAGAAGCUGAGUGGGAGCUCGAAAGUGCGCGUGGAGGCCACGGGCUGCACCCGGCGGCUGGUGCUGCAGCAGGCGGCGAAGGGGGACAGCGGGGAGUACAUCUGCGAGGCCGGGGGCCAGAGGGUCGCCUUCCAUCUGGAUGUCCCAGAGCCCACGGUGGUGUUUGCCAAGGAGCAGUCGGCACACAGCGAGGUGAAGGCCAUGGCCGGGGCCAGUGCCACGCUGAGCUGCGAGGUGGCCCAGGCCCAGACGCAGGUGACAUGGUACAAGGAUGGCAAGAAGCUGAGUGGGAGCUCGAAAGUGCGUGUGGAGGCCACGGGCUGCACCCGGCGGCUGGUGCUGCAGCAGGCGGCAAAGGGGGACAGCGGGGAGUACAUCUGCGAGGCCGGGGGCCAGAGGGUCACCUUCCAUCUGGAUGUCCCAGAGCCCACGGUGGUGUUUGCCAAGGAGCAGUCGGCACACAGCGAGGUGAAGGCCACGGCCGGGGCCAGUGCCACGCUGAGCUGCGAGGUGGCCCAGGCCCAGACGGAGGUGACGUGGUACAAGGAUGGCAAGAAGCUGAGUGGGAGCUCAAAAGUGCGCGUGGAGGCCACGGGCUGCACCCGGCGGCUGGUGCUGCAGCAGGCCACGAAGGGGGACAGCGGGGAGUACAUCUGCGAGGCCGGGGGCCAGAGGAUCACCUUCCAUCUGGAUGUCCCAGAGCCCACGGUGGUGUUUGCCAAGGAGCAGUCAGCACACAGCGAGGUGAAGGCCACGGCCGGGGCCAGUGCCACGCUGAGUUGCGAGGUGGCCCAGGCCCAGACGCAGGUGACAUGGUACAAGGAUGGCAAGAAGCUGAGUGGGAGCUCGAAAGUGCGCGUGGAGGCCACGGGCUGUACCCGGCGGCUGGUGCUGCAACAAGCCGCGAAGGGGGACAGCGGGGAGUACAUCUGCGAGGCCGGGGGCCAGAGGGUCGCCUUCCAUCUGGAUGUCCCAGAGCCCACAGUGGUGUUUGCCAAGGAGCAGUCAGCACACAGCGAGGUGAAGGCCACGGCCGGGGCCAGUGCCACGCUGAGCUGCGAGGUGGCCCAGGCCCAGACGGAGGUGACAUGGUACAAGGAUGGCAAGAAGCUGAGUGGGAGCUCGAAAGUGCGUGUGGAGGCCACGGGCUGCACCCGGCGGCUGGUGCUGCAGCAGGCGGCGAAGGGGGACAGCGGGGAGUACAUCUGCGAGGCCGGGGGCCAGAGGGUCGCCUUCCAUCUGGAUGUCCCAGAGCCUGAGCCCCCAGCCCUGGAGAGACCCGACCGCAGGGGGCUUGUGGUGGUCAAAGAACACGAGGACAUCGUCCUGACGGCCACGAUGGCCGCGCCCUCCGUGGCUGCGGUGACGUGGCUCAAGGACGGCGUGGAGAUUCGCCGCAGCAAGCGGCACCAGACGGCCAGCCUGGGGGACACGCACACCCUGACGGUGCGCGGUGCGCAGACUCUGGACAGCGCGGUGUACAGCUGCCGCGUGGGCGCCGAGGCGCAGGACUUCCCGGUGCAGGUGGAAGAGGUGGCCGCCAGGUUCUGCCAGCCCCUGGAGCCGGUGAGCGGGGAGCUGGGCGGCACGGUGACGCUGGCCUGCGAGCUGAGCCCGGCGCAGGCCGAGGUGGUGUGGCGCUGCGGGAGCACGCAGCUGCGGGCGGGCAAGCGCUUCCAGAUGGCGGCCGAGGGGCUCCGGCGCUCCCUCACCGUGUCGGGCCUGCGGGCGGAGGAUGCGGGCGAGUACGUGUGCGAGAGCCGCGACGACCGCACCAGCGCCAGGCUCUCAGUCCUCGUCCCCCGCGAGGUCAAGUUCACGUCUGGGCUGAGCGCCAUGGUCGCGGAGGAGGGCCAAGAGGCCACCUUCCAGUGCGUGGUGACCCCCAGCGACGCGGCGGUCCUGUGGUUCCGGGACGGCGCCCAGCUGCAGCCCAGCGAGAAGUUCCGCAUGUCGCAGAGCGGCGCCAGCCACAGCCUGACCAUCUCGGGUCUGGUCCUGGAGGACGCCGGCCAGAUCACCGCGGAGGCUGAGGGGGUCACAUCCUCGGCUGCCCUCCGCGUCCGAGAGGCUCCCGUGCUGUUCAAGAAGAAGCUGGAGCCACAGACAGUGGAGGAGUGGGGCUCAGUGACCCUGGCGGUAGAGCUGACCAGGCCUUGGCCGGAUGUCAAGUGGACGCGCAAUGCCAUGGCCCUAUCCCCAAGCGAGAACGUGGCAAUCUACACGGAGGGCGCGAGUCACCGCUUGGUCCUCCGCAGUGUGGGCUUUGCUGACCGCGGCUUCUAUGGCUGUGAGACGCCAGAUGACAAGACACAGGCCAAGCUCACAGUACAAAUGCGCCAGGUCCAGCUCCUGCGGGGCCUGCACGCGGUGGAGGUGCAAGAGCAGGGCUCCACCACCAUGGAGGUGGAGCUGUCCCAUGCCGGCGUAGAGGGCAGCUGGACACGUGACGGCCUUCGGCUACAGCCAGGGCCCACGUGCCAACUGGCAGUGCAAGGCCCCGUUCACACCCUCACGCUGUCUGAGCUGCGGCCACAGGACGGUGGUCUCAUUGCCUUCAAGGCUGAGGGCGUGCACACAUCCGCGCGGCUGGUGGUAACUGAGCUGCCUGUGAGGUUCAGCCGCCCACUGCAGGACGUGGUGGCCACAGAGAAAGAGAAAGUGACCCUGGAGUGUGAGCUGUCACGCCCCAAUGUGGACGUGCGCUGGCUGAAGGAUGGCGUGGAGCUGCAGGUUGGCAAGGCAGUGGGUAUGGCAGCCAAGGGCACCUGCCGGACUCUCAUCAUUUACCAGUGUGCCUUUGGGGACCAGGGCGUGUACGUGUGUGACGCCCAUGAGGCUCAGACCUCGGCAUCCCUGAAGGUGCAAGGAAGGACACACACGCUCAUCUACCGGAGGGUCCUGGUGGAAGAAGCAGGAGAAAUCCGAUUUGUAGCUGAAAAUGCAGAAUCUCGAGCCCAGCUCCGAGUGAGAGAGCUGCCAGUGUCCAUUCUGCGCCCCCUGCGGGACAAGAUCGCCAUGGAGAAGCACCGCGGUGUACUUGAGUGCCAGGUGUCUCGGGCCAGUGCCCAGGUGCGGUGGUUCAAGGGCGGCGUGGAACUGCGGGCCGGGCCCAAGUACGAGAUGGUCAGCGAUGGCCUCUACCGCAAGCUGGUCAUCAGUGACGUGCAGCCUGAGGAUGAGGACACCUAUACAUGCGAUGCUGGCGACGUGAAGACCUCUGCCCAGUUCUUUGUGGAAGAGCAAUCCAUCACCAUCGUGCGGGGCCUGCAGGACGUGACCGUGAUGGAGCCCGCCCCCGCCUGGUUCGAGUGUGAGACCUCCAUUCCCUCCGUUCGGCCGCCCAAGUGGCUGCUGGGGAAGACGCCGCUGCAGGCCGGGAAGGACGUGGGUAUAGAGCAGGAAGGCACAGUGCACCGGCUGGCGCUGCGGCGCACUUGCUCCACCAUGACGGGGCCCGUGCACUUCACCAUCGGCAAGUCGCGCACCACCGCCCAGCUGGUUGUCUCAGACAUCCCCGUGGUGCUGACGAGGCCGCUGGAGCCCAAGGCGGGCCGUGAACUGCAGUCAGUGGUCCUGUCCUGCGACUUCAAGCCGCCCCCGAAGGCUGUGCAGUGGUACAAGGAAGACACGCCCUUGGCGCCCUCGGACAAGUUCAGAAUGCGCCUGGAGGGCCACAUGGCGGAGCUGCGCGUGCUGCGGCUCACGCCCGCCGACGCCGGCGUCUACCGGUGCCAGGCCGGCAGUGCCCAGACCUGCGCCCAGGUCACCGUGGAAGCGCGGGAGGUGACGGUGACGAAGCCGCUGGAGGACGCGGAGGCCACGGAGGAGGGCCGCGCUUGCUUCUCGUGCGAGCUUUCCCACGAGGACGAAGAGGUGGAGUGGUCGCUCAACGGGACGCCCCUCUACAACGACAGCUUCCACGAAAUCACCCACGAGGGCCGCCGCCACACGCUGGUGCUGAAGCGGGUCAGGCGGGGGGACGCGGGCACCGUGCGCCUCUCUUCCCCCAAGGUGACGGCCUCUGCCCGCCUGGAGGUCAGAGCGAAGCCAGCGGUGUUCCUGAAGGCGCUGGACGACGUGUCCGCGGUGGAGCAGAGCACCCUGACCCUGCAGUGCGAGGUCUCCGACCCCCAGGCGGCUGUGGUGUGGCGCAAGGACGGAGUGGAGCUGGGCCCCAGCGACAAGUACGACUUUCUGCACACGGCGGGCACGCGCGGGCUGGUGGUCCACGACCUGAGCCUGGACGACGCGGGCCUGUACACCUGCCACCUGGGCGCUGAGGAGACCUGCGCGCACGUCAGUGUGCACGACCUGCACGUGGGCAUCACCAAGAGGCUGAAGAAUGUGGAGGUGCUCGAGGGUGAGAGCUGCAACUUCGAGUGCAUCCUGUCCCAUGAGGACACAGGUGACACUGCCACAUGGACAGUCGGCGGGAAGACAUUGGGCAGCUCAGGCCGCUUCCGGGCCACUCGCCAGGGCCGAAAGUACAUCCUGGCUGUGCGAGAGGCGCUGCUGAGCGACACCGGGGAGGUGGUCUUCUCUGUGCGCGGCCUCACCUCCAAGGCCUCGCUCCUCGUCAGAGAAAGGCCGGCGGACAUCACGAAACCACUGGAAGACCAGCGGGCCGUGGCGGGGGCGGAUGCGAUACUGAGCUGUGAGCUGUCACGGGUGGACUCCCCAGUGCGCUGGCUGAAGGACGGGAAAGUCAUUCGCAAGAGUCAGAAGUAUGACCUGCUCAGCGAGGGCACGCGGGCCGUGCUGGUUGUCCACGCGGCCUCGCUCAAAGAUUCCGGAGAAUACACGUGUGAGACAGAGGUUUCCAAGAGCACAGCCAGGCUCUGUGUGGAAGAAAAGCCAAACCGGUUCACAGAGGAGCUGGCUGACCUGCAGGUGGAGGAAAAAGGCGUGGCUGUGUUUGCCUGCAAGACAGAGCGCCCUGCAGCCACGGUGACCUGGAGAAAGGGCCUCUCUGAGCUGCAUGCCUCGGGGAAGCAUGCACCCAGCCAGGAGGGCGUGACCUUGAGGCUCACCAUCAGCGCCCUGGAAAAGGCAGACAGUGACACGUACUCCUGCGACAUUGGCCAGGCAAGGUCCCAGGCACGGCUCGUGGUGCAAGGUCAGAGAGUGCUCAUCACAGAGGACCUGAGGGACGCCGAGGUGCAGGAGGGCUCCUCAGUCACCUUCAGCUGCCGUGUCUCCCCUGGGGACUACGGGCCUGUCUACUGGUUCCUGGACAAAACACCUCUGCACCCCAAUGAGCUCAAUGAGAUUGAGACCCAACCGGGUGGUUACCAUGUGCUCACCCUGCGGGAGCUUGGGCUCAAGGACUCGGGCACCGUCUACUUCGAAGCGGGCGACCAGCGGUCCUCGGCCACCCUGCGGGUCACAGAGAAGCCAAGUGUCUUCUCCCAGGAGCUCACGGAUGCCAUAAUCAUGGAGGGGGAGGAUCUGACCCUGGUCUGUGAGACCACUGUCCCGGACAGCCCUGUGCAUUGGACCAAGGAUGGGAAAACCCUGCGGGAGUCGGCCCGGUGCCAGCUGAGCCGUGAGGGCCGCCGAGCCCAGCUGGUCAUCACUGGCACCACCCUGCAGGACGGCGGGCGCUACAAGUGUGAGGCUGCGGGCGCCUGGAGCAGCUCCAUCGUCAGGAUCCACGCGCGGCCGGUGCACUUCCGGGAGGGCCUGAAGGACACGGAGGUGCUUGAGGGCGGUGCUGCCACCCUGCGCUGCAAGCUGUCAUCGGUGGCUGCGCCCGUGGAGUGGCGCUGCGGAGAUGAGGUCCUGCGGCCAGGGGGCAAGUACAGGAUGCGGCAGGAGGGCACCAUGCUGGAGCUGGUGGUCCGGGACUUGCAGCCCGGCGACAGCGGGCAGUACGUCUGCUGCUUCGGGGACCAGACCACCUCAGCCACGCUCACCGUGAAGGCCCUGCCUGCCGAGUUCAUAGGAAAACUGAGAAGCAAGGAGGCCACGGAAGGGGCCGUGGUAACGCUGCGCUGCGAGCUGAGCAAGGAGGCCCCUGUGGAGUGGAGGAAGGGGCUCGAGACCCUCAGAGCUGGGGACAGAGUCAGCCUGAGGCAGGAUGGGGCCGUGUGUGAGCUGGAGAUCCGUGGCCUCGUGGUGGCAGAUGCCGGGGAGUACUCGUGCGUGUGCGGGCAGGAGAGGACGUCGGCCACGCUGACCGUCAGGGCCCUGCCUGCCGAGUUCAUAGGAAGACUGAGAAGCAAGGAGGCCACGGAAGGGGCCGUGGUAACGCUGCGCUGCGAGCUGAACAAGGAGGCCCCCGUGGAGUGGAGGAAGGGGCUGGAGACCCUCAGAGCGGGGGACAGAGUCAGCCUGAGGCAGGAUGGGGCCGUGUGUGAGCUGGAGAUCCGUGGCCUCGUGGUGGCAGAUGCCGGGGAGUACUCGUGCGUGUGUGGGCAGGAGAGGACGUCGGCCACGCUGACCGUCAAGGCAGUGCCUGCGAAGUUCACAAAGAGCCUGAGGAAUGAGGAGGCCACGGAAGGGGCCACAGCCAUGCUGCUGUGUGAGCUGAGCAAGGCGGCCCCCGUGGAGUGGAGGAAGGGGCUGGAGACCCUCAGAGCUGGGGACAGAGUCAGCCUGAGGCAGGACGGGGCCGUGUGUGAGCUGGAAAUUUGUGGCCUGAUGGUGGCGGAUGCCGGGGAGUACUCAUGCGUGUGCGGGCAGGAGAGCACGUCGGCCACACUGACCGUCAGGGCCCUGCCCGCCAAGUUCACAAAGUGUCUGAGGAAGGAAGAGGCCACGGAAGGGGCCGUGGUAACGCUGCGCUGUGAGCUGAGCAAGGCGGCCCCCGUGGAGUGGAGGAAGGGGCUUGAGACCCUCAGAGCUGGGGACAGAGUCAGCCUGAGGCAGGACGGGGCCGUGUGUGAGCUGGAGAUCCGUGGCCUCGUGGUGGCAGAUGCCGGGGAGUACUCGUGCGUGUGCGGGCAGGAGAGGACGUCGGCCACGCUGACUGUCAGGGCCCUGCCCGCGAAGUUCACAAAGAGCCUGAGGAAGGAAGAGGCCACGGAAGGGGCCUCAGCCACACUGCGCUGCGAGCUGAGCAAGGCGGCCCCCGUGGAGUGGAGGAAGGGGCUGGAGACCCUCAGAGCUGGGGACAGAGUCAGCCUGAGGCAGGACGGGGCCGUGUGUGAGCUGGAGAUCCGUGGCCUCGUGGUGGCAGAUGCCGGGGAGUACUCGUGCGUGUGCGGGCAGGAGAGCACGUCGGCCACGCUGACCGUCAAGGCCGUGCCUGCGAAGUUCACAAAGAGCCUGAGGAAUGAGGAGGCCACGGAAGGGGCCACAGCCAUGCUGCUGUGUGAGCUGAGCAAGGCGGCCCCCGUGGAGUGGAGGAAGGGGCUGGAGACCCUCAGAGCUGGGGACAGAGUCAGCCUGAGGCAGGACGGGGCCGUGUGUGAGCUGGAGAUCCGUGGCCUCGUGGUGGCAGAUGCCGGGGAGUACUCAUGCGUGUGCGGGCAGGAGAGCACGUCAGCCACGCUGACCGUCAGGGCCCUGCCUGCGAAGUUCACAACGAUCCUGAGGAAGGAAGAGGCCACGGAAGGGGCCACAGCCACACUGCGCUGCGAGCUGAGCAAGGCGGCCCCCGUGGAGUGGAGGAAGGGGCUCGAGACCCUCAGAGCGGGGGACAGAGUCAGCCUGAGGCAGGACGGGGCCAUGUGUGAGCUGGAGAUCCGGAAACUGGUUGUGGCAGAUGCCGGGGAGUACUCGUGCGUGUGCGGGCAGGAGAGCACAUCGGCCACACUGACUGUCAAGGCCCCGCCGUCGGUAUUCAGGAAGCCCUUGCAGAACCUGCAGGCUGAGGAAGGCACCGGGGCCAGUCUGCGAUGUGAGCUGUCCGAGCCCAGGGCUGUGGUCUGGAGCAAGGGUGGCCUGGAGGUGCAGGCCGAUGGGCGCCGGGAGCCGCGGCAGCAGGGCUGCGUGGUGGAGCUGGUGCUGCAGGACUUGCGCUGGGAAGAUGCGGGCGAGUACACCUGCACCUGUGGCUCCCAGGCCACCAGCGCCACCGUCACCGUCACAGCUGCACCCGUGCGGUUCCUCCGGGAACUGCAGGCCCAGGAGGUGGAUGAGGGUGGGACAGCACGACUGUGCUGUGAGCUGAGCCGGGCGGGCGCCAGUGUGGAGUGGCGCAAGGGCUUGCUGCAGCUCUUCCCCUGCGCCAAGUACCAGAUGGUUCAGGAAGGCGUGACUGUGGAGCUGCUGGUGCACGAUGCAGAGCAGGAGGACGCCGGACACUACACCUGUGACACAGGCCACGCACAGAGCACGGCCAGACUCUCAGUUCGCGCCCCCAGGCCCAUGUUCCAGACUGAGCUGCAGGACGCAGAGCAGGAGGUGGGCAGCCUGGCCCGGCUGUGCUGCCAGCUGAGUGAGGUGGAGCCUGGGGCCCCUGUGCAGUGGCUCAAGGAGGGUGUGGAGCUGCACACUGGCUCCAAGUACGAGAUCCGUCACCAGGGGGCCACGUGUGAACUGCUGAUCCACGGGCUCGAGGCCAAGGACUCGGGCCAGUAUGCCUGCGUGGUGGGUGGCCAGAAAACCACGGCCUCUGUCAAGGUCAGAGAGCCUGAGGUAACCAUUGUGUGAGGCCUGGUUGACAUGGAGGUGCAGGCUGACAGGGAGGUGGAGUUCAGCUGUGAGGUGUCAAGUGCAAGGGCCACAGCUGCCCAGGGGUGCCUCCAUGGCCUGCCACUGCAAAGCAGCAAGGUGGCAGAGGUGGCUGUGCAGGGCGACCUCACCCACAUGCUGCAGCUGAAGGGUGUGACUGAAGUUGCAAGCACAGUCUCCUUCCACGUGGGCCUCCACAAGUCCUCAGCCCAGCUCGCUGUCCGUGGGACCCCCCAGGUGACCAUUCUGGAGCCCCUGCAGGAUGUGCAGCUCAGUGAGGGCCAGGAUGCCCAUUUCCGAUGCCGGCUGUCCAGGGCCUCUGGCCAGGAGGCUCGCUGGGCCUUGGGAGGAGUGCCCCUGCAGGCCAACGAAAUGAAUGACAUCACAGUGGAGCAAGGCACACUCCACUCGCUCACUCUACACAAGGUGACCCUCGAGGAUGUUGGAACCAUCAGUUUCCAGGUGGGCUCAUGUAGCUCAGAGGCCCAGCUGAAGGUCACAGCCAAGAAUACAGUGGUGCGUGGCCUGGAGAACGUGGAGGUGCCCGAGGGGGGCGAAGCGCUGUUCGAGUGCCACCUGUCCCUGCCAGAGGUGGCUGCGCACACCUGGCUGCUGGAUGACCAGCCCGUGUUCAGCUCAGAGAACGCCGAGGUGGUCUACUUCGAGAAUGGUCUGCGGCACCUGCUGCUGCUCAAAAACCUGCGGCCUCAGGACAGCUGCCGGGUGACCUUCCUGGCUGGGGAUGUGGUGACCUCAGCGUUCCUCACCGUCAGAGGCUGGCGCCUGGAGGUCCUGGAGCCCCCGCGGGACGCGACCGUGGGGGCAGGAAGGCAGGCCCACUUCAGCUGCACGCUCAGCGAGGCGGUGCCCGUGGGCGAGGCAACCUGGUACAUCAACGGGGCUGCCGUGCAGCCUGACGACGAGGACUGGAUGGUGACCGCAGACGGCAGCCACCACACGCUGCUGCUGCGCCGCGCCCGGCCGCACCACGCCGGCGAAGUCACCUUUGCCGCCCGCGAUGCCGUGGCCUCCGCGCGGCUCACCGUGCUGGGCCUCCCGGAUCCCCCGGAGGACGCCGAGGUGGUGGGGCGCAGUGACCGCUCCGUGACGCUGUCUUGGGUGGCCCCCGCCAGCGAUGGCGGUGGCGGUCUCCGUGGCUACCGGGUGGAGAUGAAGCCAUCGGCCACUGGGGAGUGGCAGCUGUGCCACGAGCUGGUGUCCGAGCCCGAGUGCGUUGUGGACGGCCUGGCCCCUGGGGAGACCUACCGCUUCCGCGUGGCGGCUGUGGGGCCUGCAGGCGCCGGGGAGCCCGUGCACCUGCCCCAGACAGUGAGGCUCGCAGAGCCCCUGGAACCUGCGCCCGCACCCCUCGCUCUGGAGAGCCGGCAGGUGGCGGCCGGCCAGGAUCUGCGUCUGGAAUGUGAGGUGCUGGAGGCUGGAGAGGUAGUCUGGCUGAAGGGAACGGAGCGCAUCCAGCCUGGCGGGCGCUUCCAGGUUCUUUGCCAGAGUGGGCGGCAGACGCUGGUGAUUCGGGGCUUCUCAGCAGAGGACCAGGGCGAGUACCGCUGCGGCCCUGCCAGGGAUCCCAUCUCUGCCGCUGCCAGGGCCUUCCAGGUGGUGCUGACACCAGGAUCCAGAGAUGAGGUCCCUGCACAGCCCAGCCUGCCUCCUGAGGCGGCCCAGGAGGGUGACCUGCACCUGCUGUGGGAGGCCCUGGCUCGAAAGCGCCGCAUGAGCCGCGAGCCCACACUGGACUCCAUCAGCGAGCUGCCUGAGGAGGACGGGCGCCUGCAGCGCCUGCGGCAGGAGGCAGAGGACCUGGCCCCUGACCUAUCUGAGGACUACUCCACAGCCGAUGAACUGGCACGCACUGGUGAGGCCGACCUCUCACACACCAGCUCUGACGACGAGUCCCGAGCGGGCACUCCUUCCCUGGUCACCUACCUCAAGAAGGCUGGGAAGCCUGGCACCUCUCCACUGGCCAGUAAGGUUGGGGCUCCAGCAGUCCCUUCUGGAAAGCUGCAGAAGCAGCAGAAACAGCCGACCACAGUGUGCCCGCCGCCAGGAGACCUGAGUAUUGAGGACCUCAGUGACCCAUCUCUGGACAAGGCAGCCAUGAAGAUCCAGGCUGCCUUCAAGGGUUACAAGGUGCGGAAGGAGAUGAGGCAGCAGGAGGGGCCCGUGUUCCGGAGCACAUUUGGAGACACUGAGGCACAGGUGGGAGACAUCUUACGUCUGGAGUGUGUGGUGUCCAGCAAGGCAGACGUGCAAGCUCGUUGGCUGAAGGACGGUGUGGAGCUGACGGAUGGCAGGCACCACCACAUUGACCAGCUCAGGGACGGCACCUGUUCUCUGCUGGUCACUGGCGUGGGCCACGCUGACGCGGGCUGCUACACCUGCCAGGUGAGCAGCAAGUUUGGCUGCACGGUCCACAGUGCCCACGUGGCUGUCAGCGGGACGGAGAGUGAGGCUGAGAGCUCCUCUGGUGGAGAAGUGGAUGACGCCUUCCGCCGGGCAGCCCGGCGGCUGCACCGCCUCUUCCGCACCAAGGGCUCAACCGAGGUUUCGGAGGAGGAGAUCUUCUUGAGUGCCGACGAGGGCUCAGGGGAGCCUGAGGAGCCUGGGGACUGGCAGACGUACCGCGAGGAUGAGCACUUGGUUUGCAUCCGCUUUGAGGCACUGGCUGAGGCCCGUCGGGCGGCCACCCACUUCCAGGAGAUGUUCAACAUGCUAGGCAUUGGGGUGGACAUCAGCCUGUUGGAGCAGGGACCCCGGGGGGUGGAGAUACGCAUCGCCAAGGUGGCCCUUGCCCCCACAGUGCCUUUGGAGCCAGUGCCCAGCUCGCGGACCACAGAGGCUGCCCCAGUGUUCCUGACUGAGUUGCAGAAUCAGGAGGUGCUGGACGGGUACCCUGUGAGCUUCGACUGUGUGGUGACAGGCCAGCCCGUGCCCAGCGUGCGCUGGUUCAAGGAUGGGAGGAUCCUGGAGGAGGAUGACCACUACAUGAUCAGUGAUGACCAACAGGGCGGCCACCAGCUCAUCAUCACGGCUGUGGUGCCUGCAGACAUGGGUGUCUACCGCUGCCUGGCUGAGAACAGCAUGGGUGUGUCCUCCACCAAGGCUGAGCUCCGCGUGGACUUGACCAGCACUGACUAUGACACUGCCGCGGAUGCCACCGAGACCUCGUCCUACUUCAGCGCCCAAGGCUACCAGUCCAGUCGCGAGCAGGAGGGUGCAGAGUCUACAUCAGAAGAGGGACAAUUGCCCCAGGUGGUGGAGGAGCUGAAAGACCUCCAGGUGGCCCCCGGCACACGCCUGGCCAAGUUCCAGCUCAAGGUGAAAGGCUACCCGGUGCCCCGCCUGUACUGGUUCAAAGAUGGGCAGCCCCUGACUGCGUCUGCGCACAUUCGCAUGGUGAACAAGAAGGCACUGCACAGCCUGGAGAUCCUCUCGGUCACCAGUGAGGAUGCCGGCCAGUACUCCGCCUACAUCAGCAACACCGUGGGUGCCGCCUACUCCUCUGCCCAGCUGCUGGUCCAAGGCCCUAAUGACCCAGAAAAGAAGCCGGCAGCAGAUGUGCAGCAACAGCUGGUGCCACCCCGCUUCCUGGAGAAGUUCACCUCUAAGAAGGUGAAGAAGGGCUCCAGCAUUACUUUCUCCGUGAAGGUCAAAGGUCUCCCCGCCCCCACUGUGCACUGGCUGCGGGAGGAGGCCGAGCAGGUGCUGUGGAUUGGCCAGGACACCCCGGGCUACACGGUGGCCAGCUCAGCCCAGCAGCACAGCCUGGUCCUGCUGGACGUGGGCCCACAGCACCAGGGCACCUACACCUGCAUCGCGUCCAACGCUGCUGGCCAGGCCCUCUGCUCCGCCAGCCUGCAUGUCUCUGGCUUGCCCAAGGAGGCGGGACCAGUGGGAGAGACGGCUGGGGUGAAGGAGGCCCUCAUCUCCACCUUUCUUCAGGGGACCAAAGCCAUCUCGGAACAGAUGCCUGUGGAUUUCAGCAAUCUUGCUGGGCAGAAAGGGGAGCCGCUGGCAGCCGAGGCCCAUGGCCACCUGACCCUGGCUGAGGUGGGCACGGAGGAGUUCCUGCAGAAGCUGACCUCACAAAUCACGGAGAUGGUGUCGGCCAAGAUCACCCAGGCCAAGCUGCAGGUGCCUGGAGGUGACAGUGACGAGGAGUCCAAGACACCGUCCGCAUCGCCCCGUCAUGGCCGCUCUCGCCCCUCCUCCAGCGUCCAGGAGUCAUCCUCGGAGUCGGAAGAUGGAGACUCCCGGGGGGAGAUCUUUGACAUCUACGUGGUCACCGCUGACUACCUGCCCCUCGGGGCUGAGCAGGACGCCAUCUCGCUGCGGGAGGGCCAGUAUGUAGAGGUGCUGGACUCGGCCCACCCUCUGCGCUGGCUUGUGCGCACCAAGCCCACCAAGUCCAGCCCCUCGAGACAGGGCUGGGUGUCCCCUGCCUAUCUGGACAGGCGGCUCAAGCUGUCGCCCGAGUGGGGGCCCACGGAGGCCCCCGAGUUCCCUAGGGAGGCCGUGUCUGAGGAUGAGUACAAGAUGCGGUUGAGCUCCAUCGUCCAGGAGCUGCUGACCUCUGAGCAGGCCUUCGUGGGCAAGCUGCAGUUCCUGCAGAGCCACCACAUGCAGCACCUGGACCGCUGCCCCCACGUGCCGGCCGCGGUGGCCAGCCAGAAGGCCGUCAUCUUCCGCAACGUGCAGGACCUCGGCCAGUUCCACAACAGCUUCCUGCAGGAGCUGCAGAGCUGUGAGACGGAUGACGACGUGGCCAUGUGCUUCCUCAAGAACCAGGCGGCCUUCGAGAAGUAUCUGGAGUUCCUGGUGGGCCGAGUGCAGGCCGAGUCGGUGGUGGUCAGCACGGCUGUGCAGGAGUUCUACAAGAAAUACUCGGAAGAGGUGCUGUCGGCCACUGACCCCUCGCAGCCGCCCCCACCGCCGCUGCAGCACUUCCUGGAGCAGCCGGUGCAGCGGGUGCAGCAGUACCAGGCUCUGCUCAAGGAGCUGAUCCGCAACAAGGCGCGGAACCGGCAGAACUGCGCGCUGCUGGAGCAGGCCUACGCCGUGGUGUCGGCCCUGCCGCAGCGGGCCGAGAACCAGCUGCACGUGUCGCUCAUGGAGAACUACCCGGGCACCCUGGAGGCCCUGGGCGAGCCCAUUCGCCAGGGCCACUUCAUUGUGUGGGAGGGGGCACCGGGCGCGCGGAUGCCCUGGAAGGGCCACCACCGCCACGUCUUCCUGUUCCGCAACCACCUGGUGGUCUGCAAGCCCAAGAGGGACUCACACACCGACACCUUCAGCUACGUGUUCCGGAACAUGAUGAAGCUAAGCAGCAUCGACCUGAACGAGCAGGUAGAGGGGGACGACCGUGCCUUCGAGGUGUGGCACGAGCGGGAGGACUCGGUGCGCAAGUACCUCCUGCAGGCUCGGACUGUCAUCACCAAGAACGCGUGGGUGAAGGAGAUCUGCGGCAUCCAGCAGCGCUUGGCCCUCCCCGUCUGGCGGCCCCCGGAUUUCGAGGAAGAGCUGGCCGACUGUACAGCCGAGCUGGGUGAAACAGUCAAGCUGGCCUGCCGUGUGACGGGCACACCCAAGCCCAUCGUCAGCUGGUACAAAGAUGGGAAGCCAGUGGAGGUGGACCCUCACCACAUCCUCAUUGAAGACCCUGAUGGCUCGUGCACCCUCAUCCUGGACAAUCUGACCAGUGCUGACUCCGGCCAGUACAUGUGUUUUGCGGCCAGCGCUGCCGGCAAUGCCAGCACCCUGGGCAAGAUCCUGGUGCAGGUCCCCCCGAGGUUUGUGAACAAGGUCCGGGCAGUGCCUUUUGUGGAAGGAGAGGACACCCAGGUCACCUGCACCAUCGAAGGUGCCCCACACCCUCAGAUCAGGUGGUACAAGGACGGGGCCCUCCUGACCCCUGGCGGCAAGUACCGGACCCUGAGUGAGCCACGCAGUGGCCUGCUGGUGCUGGAGAUCCGGGAGGCCAGCAAGGAGGACCUGGGACACUAUGAAUGUGAGCUGGUGAACCGGCUGGGCUCCGUACGCGACGGCGUGGAGCUGUGCAUGCAGGGCCCUACCCUGCAGGCCAGGGAGCGCCGCCGGGAGCACGUGGCUGUGGUGGAAGUCACUGAGCAGGAGACUAAAGUCCCCAAGAAAACCGUCAUCAUAGAGGAGACCAUCACCACCGUGGUGAAGAGCCCGCGUGGCCGCCUCAAGUCCCCCAGCAAGUCUCCCUCCCUCUCGCCUUCCCGGCGCCGUGCCAGUUCGCCCAGGUCAGGCCUGUCGGCCCCUGAGCUGCUGCAUUCACCAGGGGCUGGCCAACUGCGAAGGCCUGGGGAGGAGCCAGGCUGGAAGCCCCCUGUACCCACGCUGUACGUGACAGAGCCCGGCGCCCACACGCCAGCCCUGCCCAGGGGCACGGGGCCCAGGCCCAAGUGGGUGGAGGUCGAGGAGACCAUCGAAGUCCAGGUGAAGAAAACAGGCUCCAGGGGCGCCUCUCCAGCCAGAGAGGUGCCGGGCAGCUCAGCGGGGCUCCUCUUCACGCUUCCCGGUGGGACCCCCGGAGGAGACCCCAACACAAACAACUCCAACAACAAGCUGCUGGCCCAGGAGCCCCUGACCCGGGGCCGAGUCUUCUGUGCGGACGCCGAAGAGGAGGCCCCCCUGGAGGUGCAGGAGGGGAGCGGUGUCCACCUGAUGGAGGAGCCCCUGGGCGCCGAGGACUUUGGGGGCUGUGACCCCAAGAUCCUCACACGCGAUGGCUGUGUGCUGACGCUGGCUGACCUGGAGGAUUACAUGCCCCAGGAAGGGGAGACCUUCGGCUGCAGCAGCCCCAGGCCCAGUGUCUCCGACGACCCGCCCUGCGAGGUCUCGGUGCUCCAGAGAGAGAUCGGCGAGCCCACUGUGGGACAGCCCGUCCUGCUCGACGUGUGGCGCCCGCCAGGCCCCCGAGGCCCGCCUGGCUUCUUCAGCUGCUUGCCCCAGGGGACCGCUCUGUCGAGGCCCCAGGUCUUCCGCCCUGUUGGCGUCUCCCGGGCUAGGGGUGCCACAUCCUUCUGCACCCAAGUCCAUCGCUCUGCGGACAGUGGCCAGAGCAGCUUCAAAACGGAGGUUUCCACCCACACGGUCAGCUUUGGGACAGUGGGUGAGACUGUCACCCUGCACAUUCGGCCUGACGGGGAUGAGGGCCCCAGUCCCUCCCAGGGCUGAGGCUGCGACCCUCGACCCUCAAGGGCACACGCGGCUGGGGGGUGAGACAUUGACCCUCUCAGAGCCAGUUUACUGCUGACAGGGCUGCGUGAGAGCAGCAGAAAGAGGGGCAUGGCCUUGGGGCCGAGGACCCUGCCUGGCCCCAGCACCGACCUGCUUCACGGCUGCUGGGUUUUGAGCUCAGGAGAGGGGCCUGAAGCCAGCACCUCAGGACAUGUGCUCUGACCACCCCCCUGCUCUCCAGCAACUCGGGACUUCAGCUGCCUGUCCCCCCGGGGUCUUCAGCUGAGGACACUGUCCGCACAGCUGUA
Eptesicus fuscus (big brown bat) is the source of this 20030-nucleotide messenger RNA. RefSeq names its product obscurin, cytoskeletal calmodulin and titin-interacting RhoGEF (gene OBSCN). Lineage: Eukaryota; Metazoa; Chordata; Mammalia; Chiroptera; Vespertilionidae. The record is from RefSeq and is a predicted model, not a curated record. Gene Ontology annotation, molecular function: guanyl-nucleotide exchange factor activity; protein binding.